Messenger RNA from Zonotrichia leucophrys gambelii, 2149 nucleotides. It is a transcript of the gene MSANTD2, whose product is annotated as Myb/SANT DNA binding domain containing 2. The transcript has 4 exons. The record is from RefSeq and is a predicted model, not a curated record. Lineage: Eukaryota; Metazoa; Chordata; Aves; Passeriformes; Passerellidae. The coding region runs from base 1 to 1653 and encodes 550 amino acids.
AUGGCGGCGCCCUGCGGCUCCUCGCAGCUCCCACCGGCCGAGCCACCGCUCCGCGUCCCCAAGAUGGAGGUGCUGUCGCCGGGCUCACCGGGCGCGCUCAGCGACGGCAACCCCAGCCUGUCCGACCCCUCCACGCCCAGCGGCGCCUCCCCGCUGGGCGCGGGGCCGGCGGCCGGCGGGGCCGCGCUGGGCGCCCGCGGCGGGGCCUCGCCCUCCGUCUCCUUCUCGCCCGGCGGCGCCGCCGCCGCCGCCGCGGCCGCCGCUUGCCGCGGGAUGUCCUGGACGCCGGCGGAGACCAAUGCGCUGAUCGCCGUGUGGGGCAACGAGCGGCUGGUGGAGGCGCGGUACCAGCAGCUGGAGGGAGCGGGCACCGUGUUCGGCAGCAAAGCGCCCGGGCCCGCCAUGUACGAGCGCGUCUCCCGCGCCCUGGCCGAGCUGGGCUACGAGCGCACCCCGUCCCAGUGCCGGGAGCGCAUCAAGACCCUCCGCAGGUGCUACAGCCGCGUCAAGGAGCACGGCGUGGGCAAGAGGAAAAGCAGCUACACCUUUGAGCAGCUGGAGCAGGUGUUUGGGCAGGGAGGAUGGGACUCCCAGCCCUGCCAGCCCGUCCUCAUCAACAGCAGUGGUCUGUACCAGGAGCUGGAGUCAGAUGGCAGCACCAUGGAGGAAUACUCUCAGGAGGACUGGGGAAACCACAGCCAGGAUCUUCACUGCUACCAGACCGGCGAGCAGGAGCUGGAUGAAAUGCCUACCACGAAAAGAACAUUAAAGAUAAAACAGGAAUCUUCAGAAGACACGCAGAAGCGUGACGUCAUGCAGAACAUUAUGCAAAUCUUGGAGUCGGUCCAGUUGAAGUGGGAGCUGUUUCAGAGCUGGACGGACUUCUCCAGGCUCCACCUUUCCAACAAACUGGCCAUUUUUGGCAUUGGCUACAACACCCGCUGGAAGGAGGAUAUCCGUUACCACUACGCCGAGAUCAGCUCCCAGGUGCCCCUGGGCAAGCGGCUCCGGGAAUAUUUCAACUCGGAGAAACCCGAGGGUCGGGUGAUCAUGACCCGAGUACAGAAAAUGAACUGGAAAAAUGUUUAUUACAAAUUCCUGGAGAUCACCAUCAGCGAAGCCCGAUGCUUGGAGCUGCACAUGGAGAUCGACUGGAUUCCCAUCGCUCACUCCAAGCCCACUGGAGGGAACGUGGUGCAGUAUUUAUUACCAGGAGGGAUCCCAAAAAGCCCCGGCCUGUACGCCAUUGGAUACGAGGAGUGCCACGAGAAGCUCCCCUCCCCUCUGGCCGAGCACCGGGCGCCCGACCCCGGCAAUGAGACUCCAGGGGAGCUGGAGGUGCCCUCCCCACAGGCCUCCCUCCGGGUGGAUAUGGAAUCCGCCCGGAUUAUCUACUGUUACCUCGGCAUCGCCGAGGUCCGGACUCUCCAGCAGUGCCUGUUUUUACACUUCCAGGCAAACACCAAAACCUUCAGCAAAGAUUGGGUCGGGAUCAACGCCUUUUUAUCUCAGAACUGCGUCGUAGAGCCCGGCGUCUCACCCAAAUCCAUCUACAUCAAAUUUGUGGAAGUGGAGAGGGAUUUUCUGUCUGCCGGCUCUUUGGUAGAGUGCCUGGAAAAAGCCAUCGGGUACCCCUUAAAAUUUAACAACUGAGUCUCGUCCUUCAUAAGGAUCAGGGCUUAGCGCCCCGUUUUCCAUCUCACUGGGAUCCCCCGGGGCUCGGGGACGUUUCGGCCUCCCCUGUGCGGGGCUGGCAGCGCCCGGCCCGGGGGCGGCCUCGGUACAUUCCACACACGGGACAGUGCACACGGCGCCUCCACACCGCCCCGAGGGCCUGGGCUUCCCUUAUCCCACGGUGUCUCAUUUGGAUGCAUCCGUCUCGAAGUGUUCCUCUGGAUCUGACUCAAUAAGCAAUAGAUAACGGCGAGGGAAAACCCAACUCCCAGCCCGGGACUGUUUUUCAAAGUCACCCUUAGAUACCUUGUAUAUAAUUUAGGACUUCACUUUUUUCACCAUCGAGUGUUCUCCUCUCUCCAAACAGUGUUGCCUGCAAAGACUUUGGGUUCUGUGACGUAUUCCACAUCCUUAGUAGCGUUGCCAUAUCUGCUUUUAUUUUAUUUUAUUUUAUUUUUAUAACAUUAAAAUAAUU